AUGCCCCAACAAUUCCAUUUCCAAUCUCAACCUCAAACCCAACCAUCUCAAACCCAAUUUUCAUCCCAACCGCCAUUCACACCUUCAACCGAAUUAUUUUCUGAUUCCGAACACGAAGAACAACAACAACAACCUCAAAAAAAAAAAAAAAAGGAAAGGUUGAUCUCAGAAGAUGGACACAAAAAGAAGUUGGUUGAUCUCAGAAGAUGGACACAAAAAGAAGUUGAGUUAGCAAAGGCAUGGGUCGACAUAUCUGAAGAUGGUGGCACGGGAAAGGGUCAAAAUCGUGAUCAGUUUUUGUUACGUAUCACGGAGCGCUUUUGUAAGGGAAUGGGUCGAAAUCCAGAUUAUCGGACCUCCGACCAAUGUAACUCCAAAUGGAAUCUUAUGAACAAAGUCGUCACACAUUGGAAUGGAAUUUACACAAACUUUGAAAAGCAAUGGGCUAGCGGAGAAAGUGAAGCGAUUGUCAAAAGAAGAAUUAGGUGGAGGGAACUUGCAACACAUGAAGAAAUUGUUAAUCCGCCAAAAAGAAGCCGGACAUCUUCAUAUUCGAGCUCGCAACAAGUCUCAUCGGAUGGUUACGUAGGCGUUAAUCUUAAUGAUGAUAACGACGACAUCAAAGAAAUACGCCCGUCUCCUCCUCCAAUGGGAAGGGACAAAACAAAAGCUCGAGCAAAAGGAAAAAGGAAAGCUACAUCUUCAAAUUCUUCAGUCGGGACCGAACUGUCAGCUAGAUCGGAAGAAAUGAUGAUACAACUGGCACAAUUGAAUUCAACUUUGGAGAGGCAUAUGGCUGAAACCGUCCGACUCACCGAGUAUACGUUGUUAAUGCAAUAUGUGAGACACCUCGACCCCGAAGAUCAAGAGGGGCUAAAGCGGUUAAGCAGUAGAUUCACAAAAAAUAUAAGCUAA
Lactuca virosa is the source of this 915-nucleotide messenger RNA. NCBI's taxonomy places the organism in Eukaryota, Viridiplantae, Streptophyta, Magnoliopsida, Asterales, Asteraceae. The record is from the annotation of a GenBank genome assembly.